AUGGCGAGAUUUGAGAUAUGUAACUAUGGGGAACGUACAAGACUAUUGGAGCACAAAAUGAAUAGCAGCUACAACUAUCGUAAAAAGAAAGAGGUUCGCUACACACUUGAUUUCUUUGAUUUAUUAUUGAAUAUUGUUUUGCUUCUUAAUAUCCGAGCAUUAAACAUUAGUCAAAGACUAUCAUUCGGGAAUUCAAAUGGAAACACAAGCCAUGUAUUUGCACCUGAUGUUUCGAUCGAUGUAACCUCAUCUGCUAAUAGCAAUGGCCUGGCCAAUCCCGCCCUCCCUGUUGUGUACAACCCACCGGUCCUUUUUAAGCAACAAUGGAUUAACAAUACACCACCUCGCCAGUUCACCCCAGAAAAGUCUGUCAGUUUUGCAGACCAAAAGUCGUCUUUACUUCCCCCCAAGAAAUUCAAGGAACCCAUCUUUGUGACCGAGUCCCCUCAGAACUCUUACAAGAAAAAGAAAAGAUCCAAGAAAUCAAAAAGAUCGGCUGGGACAAACAUGAAUGGUGAUUCUCCAAAGAACGACGAUGACAAUUAUAAUAGCAAUAGUAAUAAUAACGGUGACGAUGAUGACGACGACGAAGAUGACGACGACGAUGAUAAUGAUAUUGCCAUGGAUGAGAAUGAUAUCCGUGCGCGCACCAAGCACCUGUCUCCCAAGGAACGCAGACAAUUGCGAAACAAGAUAUCAGCCAGAAACUUUCGUAUCAGAAGAAAAGAAUAUAUUGGGGAAUUGGAAGAAAAGAUUAGUCAGCAAGACUGUGUGGUGAGGGACCUCAGGGAAGAAAACCGUCGGCUGAAUGAAGUAAACAUGGAACUCUUUCAAGAAUUACAGCAGUGGAGACAAGGCACUAUGAACAUUCCUUCUCUUGCCAGUCCUCCUUCGUCCUCGUCCUCUGAUAGCCACUCUCCUGUACAGGCUGGUACCAAUAUGGCUGAUCCUGGGAAUAUUCUUCACAUUGACUUUGAUGACCUUUAUGACUUUGGGCCAUUCAAUAACAUCCUCACCAACUCCACUUACCUGUCUUACACAGUCAUCCCAGACUUUGAUUUCUUCCGUAACAUGAGUGGGAAGGGUAGCAGGCUGAAUAUCUGUGACGCCAAUGAGACUGGAGACAACGAUGAUGUUGAAUUGAUACGUACCUACCCUCUGCUUGCACCCGCUCUUAUGUCUAUUGUCAUGCACCACACCUUUACUCUCAACUAUGCAGCCUACCUGGCCGACUCCUUUCCUUACACACAAUGUACAAAUACAUCAGAUCCAUUCAAUCCAAAGUCAAUGGUGACUUCUCACAAAAGUGGUGGUGUAUUAAGUCCUGAAGAAUGGUUUUCUGCUAUGGUGGCCCUUCAGGAAGGACAGUCCAUCACAGAAAACAAUGCCAAGGAUGAUGACGGCGAUUGUUUUGAUGACGAGACUACUUGCUGCGAUUAUGACGAUGAGCGAUGCCAAGAUUACCUGUCAAAAGGUGUCCAGGCCCUGGAGGCCAAGGCGUAUGUGCUCAACAAAUGGCACAGUCAUUAUGUGAUGUGGAAGAUGUGUGGGUAUUCUCAAGAAAAGAUCAUGGAAAAGUUCGCUGCCUGUGUUGAAAAGCAGGAAGAAGAUGAGCGUAGAAAGCAAGAGGCCAAGAAAGAUAAGGCACAAAAGAAGGCUACCAAAAGACCUUCAGCUGUAGUAACCUCAGCUCGAUCUGUGAUUGCCUUUUGCUCUAUAGCCAGCACGCUGUUGCGCAAUCCCAAUAGUACACAUCAGAUUGGCCGGAUUGUGAACCAAAACAAGCACAUCAAUCCAAAACCCUGUUCAAAGAAAGGAAUCACAUUCUCAUCCAAUUCUGCUGGAUGUUCCACCACCACAAAAGUCUUUCGUCCCUUUGGAAUUACAAUCACCAAGUAA
Molecule: messenger RNA, 1899 nt
Organism: Phycomyces blakesleeanus NRRL 1555(-)
Lineage: Eukaryota; Fungi; Mucoromycota; Mucoromycetes; Mucorales; Phycomycetaceae
Product: basic-leucine zipper transcription factor
Exons: 5
Coding region: 1-1899 (632 amino acids)
Biological process (GO): regulation of DNA-templated transcription
Molecular function (GO): DNA-binding transcription factor activity
Source: RefSeq, a predicted model, not a curated record